This is a messenger RNA of Sinocyclocheilus anshuiensis, 1734 nucleotides long. Its product is annotated as FGFR1 oncogene partner-like. The record is from RefSeq and is a predicted model, not a curated record. Gene Ontology annotation, cellular component: centrosome. Gene Ontology annotation, biological process: microtubule anchoring. Gene Ontology annotation, molecular function: protein binding; calcium ion binding. Lineage: Eukaryota; Metazoa; Chordata; Actinopteri; Cypriniformes; Cyprinidae.
UGUGCAAUGCUGUGGAUAGCCGCCAGGGUGCGCAGGUUUCCAACCUAUAGUCACAUGACACAAACUGAAGAUGUCUGCGACAGAAGAGGACACGGAACUCAGAGAUCUACUGAUCCAAAACUUGGAAAACAGCGGUGUUUUGAAUAAAAUUAAGGCAGAGCUUCGUGCAGCUGUUUUUCUUGCCUUAGAAGAGCAGGACAAAGUUGAGAAUAAAUCACCUCUUGUGAAUGAAAACCUGAAAAAGUCCCUCAACACAAAGGAUGGUCGCUUGGUAGCAGGUCUUAUCAUUGACUUCCUGCAAGUCUUCAAUUUAGACUUCACCCUAGCGGUGUUUCAACCUGAAAUUAGUACGCUCAAUGGGAUUGACAGUCGUGAAACUCUGUCUAAAGAGCUUGGCAUAUCGGAAUCGGAGGUGAAUAAAAACACCCCUCUCCUGCUAGAGUUGGUGAAGAGGGGCCGGCAUAAGGACAAGACCUCCAUUUUCACAGAGGGAGAUCGGUUGACUGAGAGAACUUUUCCCAAGGAAUUAUUGCCCCGUCAAAUUGCUGAUGCCCGCAAGAAAUUUGACAGUCAUGACAAGAACAGAAGUGGUGAGAUCAACAGAGAUGCUGUUGUUGGCAUUUUCGCCGAUCUUUUUCCCCAGUUCAGCAGAAACAUGCUAGACAGUUACGUCACUGAGGAAUUUAGAGCCAAAGGCAAGGACACGAGCAAUACUGUAGACUUUCAGGACUUCCUGGGAAUGUACAAAUAUUUUUUCAUACAGUGUCGAAGUGUGGUUACCAGUGAGAGUAGCGAUGCACUUUACUCCUCAAGUAAAACUACUGAAGAUAGAAUCUUUUCGUCUUCCGCCAGUAAGAUACCCAGGUAUAAAGGAUUUGUUAAGCACAGUUCAGCGCAGGAAGAAAAGGCUGACCCAAAGGCUGGAGACAGCAGACCUGGUGAAACACUGGGGCCUCAGAAGAACAGAGGGUCUGUUCAAGUGUCUGAAGGGUCAGAGGAGGGGUUAGGUGAUGGGAAAAAUCUCCCCACCACACUGAGGAGAGCACUGGAGUUUGGACUGGAGGAUGAGGAUGAAGGAGACUCAUUCUUUGAUGAUCCUCUUUCUAAACCUCAAAAGACCUAUGGCUGUGGUUUAUCUUUGGCAGAUAAGCCUUAUUCAGGUCAGAAGGACCUGUCUGCUAUUGGCAGUGAUAAUGCAGGAGAUGGAGAGGACAUGCUCUCUGACUGUGAUAACAGGCCCAGCCCUGACUCUGAACCUAGGAGAGAAGGCUUGGGCAGCAGUUUAGGGAAAGCAUUCACGGCAGACACGCAGCUAAAGAGUGCGGGAGGAUCUCCUGAGAGCAGCCAGAAAGAUCAUUCAUCUUACAAAAAUGGUACGUCUAGUUCUAAAGAUAAGGGUGUAAAAGAGUUUCCCGCUCCAAAUGAGAAAACUGCAUCCCCUUUGCUGGAUGAAGAUCUUGACUAUGACGAUGACUUCAACAGUCAUCGUUCUGAAAACUCUAAGAGUGAAGUGAGCAUCGAUGAGGAGAUUGAGGAGGUGUCGAUAGAGGGACCUGACAUCAGCGAUAAGCUUGAUGAAACCACUCAGGAUGUGAGCGUCUCGCAGAUAAGUUUGGGUGCCGACUACAUGGAAGAUGUUGCCUGACAUCUAACUGUCAGUUCCAUAUUUUAUACUUUAUGUAUUUAUGGAUUUAGUUCACAAUAAAUAAUUAAGUACAGUCUGACUGUUGACUC